AUGGUCGGUUGCCCUGUUUCUACCUGCGUUGAAGGUUUCAAAACACAGCCAGAAGAACCCCUCCAAAGAUCUCCCAACUUUGGAACUAACAAUAGCCCUACAGUUUCUGAACCGGAACUCGAUGACGAUUCCAACUUUUGGGUGAGUACUUUCUCAUGACUUUUACUUGCCUCUGACUGUGUUUACAAACCGCCGACCCUACCAGACGACGUGUCGCCGUCGCUCAAGAUCAAAACUGGGACCUCAUUAUGUUAUUGCCGACAGAGACAAGGGAGACUGGAAUGGCCAUUUCUGGCUUAUUAGCCGUCGUCAGCCAGUCAUACCCAACCCCGAAGUGUGGAACACCCGAGGCUCGAACUCGCGACCUGUUAGUUAGAAGUCCACGCCUCUAACUACUGGACCACGAGCCAGUUGCCCUGUCGGUUUCGACAGGUCGCGAGUUUGAGCCUCGGGUGUUCCACACAUCGGGGUUGCGCAUGAAUGGCUGACGACGGCUAAUAAGCCAGAAAUGACCAUUCCAGUUUCCCUUGUCUUUGACGGUAAUAACAUACUGCCUAUAUAAUGCGCCGCUGUGCGGCUGCUGGUUGGGCUCAAGAGAGAACCCGUAAGGCACAACGGAACGACUGAGUUCCGUAAGAACGAUCGGUGAGCGCCCAUACCAUUGUAACCUCAUUGUUUUGCGACAUGCCUUAAUCGGACUGCGUUGGGUCUUUACUGUUGGCACUCACGAUUAUGUGAGAUCCCAGAGUUUCAUCCAUUUUUUGAAGUUAGAAAGCAGGUUGUUUGGCACCGCGGCCGCGCCCAUCUCCAGUCGUUUUGAUUCCACCCUACCGCUGAAACGCUGCUGGAGUGGGAAGUAGGGCUGCGUUAGAGGCUGCGCACAUCUUUCUACACAUAAAUUGGUGACCAAGUCAGAAUCAAAUUUUGCAGUGAGUUCUCAUCCCAGCAACGUGACUGAAGCCAGCCCGAAGCUGAAAGGAAGGACCACCGAAGGGCGCACUGGCAUUUUGGCCAGUGCUUCGAGAGUGAUUCCCGCUUUUUCUCUCAGGAGGGUAGCGUGAAUUGCAUUGUAUCGCUCGAAAGCGUUAGACGUGUCUCUACUUCUCUGUGUAGUUGUUCUUUGCCACUUUUCUUCUCUGAACGAUCGUUGAAAAAUCUGUUGAACACCAAAAUGUGGAUUCUCACCAGUUGGGGGGCACAAGCCAUUUCUUAUGAGAGCCUGCUGAAAAUUGAUGACUUGCUUAUGCUCCCUAAUAACAUCGGUCUGUCCACAUCCCCCGAUUGGCGUACACAUGAGACGCACGUAUUCUCCCUGUAUACCAGCUCUAGUGCCCGGUCGUCGACUUUUUUUGUCAGCCGGCUCUGACCGGGCUGAAAAAAAACAGGUAUACUCAAUCAAACAGCAGUUUUAUCCUGCCCCCAAUUACUGCGUGUUUAGUGAACCUCUUGACUGUAUUUGGCGGGCCGGGCAUAACCAGUCCUCAGCAAUUUAACGGAAACCCACGAGGUUGUUGCGCUGGAUGUAUUUCUGUGUCCCCGACCGGGACCCCCCAGGUCGUGUGUGGCACGCGCAGACGGACUGUUUAGCUUUAUCGACCACUGCGAUCGAACCCACCUCCGAUCGCCUUGGCAGUAUCUUUCCAUCGCCGGCAGAUGCUGUGCAAGUCUCCUUUCACUAUAAACAGUUCAUAGGCAAGGCACCAAUGCGACCCCCACUCUGUGGGUCGUACAGUAGACGUAGUCGCUCGCGACAGUCGAGCUGUCAUGCCGUCGCCAGUUGGCUAAACUCGGACAAGUCACUGGUGUAUUGGAGAGGAGAGAGCGCAAGACUGAUCCGGCAGGUGUGUGGUACGCGCAAACCUAAAUUCGCCGACCCAGGUGGGAGAGCGGAAGAGAGUGCGAUAGAUGCAGCACAAGUCCACCAUCACUUUAGAACAAUUCACGUGCAACUUACCGUUCCUGCUCUCAUCCUGCUGUGGGACACACAGUGGACAUCGUCGACAACGAAGGUCGAACCGUCGUGUGUGUGUGUGGGUGUGUGUGCUUCUUCGUGCAGGCUGCCCGGGCCUAAGGCCCCUUUAGGCACUCGGCUCCCGCCCGUCCACGCAAUUGGUCGCAUUCCGGUAUACCAGCUGCCUUUCUGCUGCAGCUGUGUGUACCCUGGCACGUCUUUGUUCACAAAAGACGCUCCUGUGUGCGCGCGUGAUUUGGCUGUCUGCCUGGCCAACACAUCGUUAUGUGUCUCCUGACAGGUCGCGUUGACGCAACUUGUUUUGGCUCCAAAGCGCAAGCGCACACACCGCGCGCGCGCUCGUGCGGUGUGUGUCUGGUGGUGUCGUGGGAGCUGCUUUGCUCACGCUCUCUGUCGGGUCACAUGAUGUCGCAUGCCGCGCAAUCAGGCGGUGCGAGCGCGCUUACGCGUGUACGCCGGAACUUGGCUGCAAGCCAAGCGGCACACCACCGACGCCUCAGUGUGUGUGCGCGUCCCCCCUGUGUUUCACCCGUGCGUUUGUUGGUAUUUGUGUGUGUUUGUGCGUACCCUUCUUCUUCCUCCUACUACCACGCACGCCUACGCCCCCGCUAGUCUGCUGACGCCUGUCGCCAGCAGCUCUGCCACCGUUUGUCCCACACUCUCAUCCUCUGUCUGCCUCUCUGUCCAUCCUCCCCCCACCCCCCGGUCUCCGCUCGCGUCUCGCUUCUCUCCCAUCUGCCUCGCUCGUCUCGCACCCGUGGACGCCUGUGUACAGGAGCGACGUCGUGCUUCCCAGACCAGUGGGAUUCUACCUCGGGACCAUUGCCGUAAGUCCUUUUUUUUCUCAAGAGCUUCCAACCUGUCCAUGCUUGUGUACAUGCACAACCAGCGAAGCAAGACUAGCGCUCGCGGAUUUGGCUCGCCUUCCGAGUCCAAUACGGGACAUCCGUCUGGUCUGGCAAGUCCUUACGGAGGGGGGGGGGGGGGUCGACCAGAAACGAGCAGUCAUUAGAAAAGGAUCAACAAUAAAGGGGAAAGGCGUCUGCCAGGACUCAGGAGUGCAUCCCUAAGGCAAAACAGAUCGCUUCUCUGCCGUCUUUAAUUCGUGAACCUCACCUCCUCAUGACGACUGAAUAUUGCUGAUUGUACCCGGCAUUACGGAAGGUUUUAACAAACAACCGAAGCCAGGUCCGAGUCUCUAAUUCCCUUGGCCUGGGGUAGACGCAUGGCUGGUAAGACACGGAAACGGGUAUCCCCCGCCUCCCCCGCGCACACUUAAGACGUACGUAUGCCUUCUGCACAUCGGCUCUGGUGCCGGGUGUCGACUUUCCGUCAGCCGGCUAACUGCAUGGGGUCGAGAAGACAAUGUCUGACGGACGACACAGCUGCACGUCCGGAAGGACCGGCGCGCAGCCAAAUAGACGUGGAUGUUUUGGCAGAUUUUGAAUAAUUCAUAUUGACCCAACUGUGAAAAACUCGGCACCUCGGUGGGAUUCGAACCCACGCAGUAAGGGGAGGGCUUUAGUACAGCCAACGCUCUAACCACCUGAGCUACGAAGCCCCGCCGGACGACGCGAGUUUAAUCACAUUUGGGUCAAGUUACCUGCCCAACCUACUGCAACGUCUGGAAUCCACCAAAUCUGAUACAGUAGGUUGACUGCCCAACCAGGAUUUCCUGAGUAAUUUACCUAGAAUCCACCAGGUGUCUACUAGGCUCACGUAAUUCACAGAUGUUUUGACAGAUUUUGAAUAAUUCAUAUUGACCCAACUGUGAAAAACUCGGCUCCUCGGUGGGUUUCGAACCCACGCAGUAGGGAGAAGGCUUUAGUACAGCUUGGAUUCGAAUCCCACCGAGGCGCCGAGUUUUUCACAGUUGGAUCAAAAUGAAAUGAAAACUGACUAUGCAAAGCGCCGCAAGGCCCAGACAUAAUGCGACUGUAAAAAAGUUUCUCCUAUUACAGUGGAUUGGAUUUGAGGACCAGAAACCCAAUUCUGACCAAACCCGCGAAUCUGCGUUGCAAGUUCUUGGGAGUCGUUGCUGUUGCCUGCACAUGCAACUGACCUAAUCAGUAGCGAUGAGCUUUGUUAGAAGCACAAGAGAGGUCCUUUUCAGGGUAGCGGAUUUCCCAACGGUCGGAUCUUAUUUCGUAGCCGCGCAUGCGGCAGACAAGCCCCAGCCGUCUGUCAUAUGAGACCGAUGGUAAUAGGGGGUUUACCACUAACCCUCUAACCCCUAACCCUACCCCUAACCCCUAAUAGAUGCGGCUACGAAAUAGGAUCUUACCUUCCCGACUUUCAACCAGCCCUCAUUUUAUCGACACGAACGUGGCCAGUACAAAAGAUGCGCUCGUUAGUUACCGGUAAGUGAGAUUUCGAGCAGAGUGGGAAUUUCUGACAAACUACUUCCAGUGGUUCGAGGCGUGGACUUUUAACAAACAGGUCGCGAGUUCAAGCCUCGAGUGUGCCACACUUCGGGGUUGGGUAUGACUGGCUGACGACGGCUAAUAAGCCAGAAAUAGCCAUUUCCGGUCCCCCUUGUCUUUGUCGGUAAUAUCAUACUUCCAGUUGCUAUAGAAAGCAGGGGUAUAAAUGCGUAAAGUAUCGACAGUGUAUUUUCAACUCCUCUCCUGAGAUGUGAAGACAUUCGGUGUUUGCAGGACUGGGAGAUGUAUUAAUUAAUUAUCAUUAACUUGUUAAGUAAUUGCGUCUGGAGUCGUCUGGUGGAUUCUAAAUUUGUUGCUUAGAUAAUCUUGCUUGACUUGGAUUCCGUACGUUUCAGGAGGCUAGGCGGGUAACUUAACCAAAAUGUGAUUAAACCCACUUCACCCGGUAGGGCCUGGUAGCUCGGGUGGUUAGAGCGUUGGCUGUACUAAAGUCAUGCCCUUCCUGUUGUGGAUUCGAAUCCCAUCGAAGCUGCCGAGGUUUUCCCUACUGGGUCAAAUGAAUUUGGGAUUUGUUAAUAUGUGCCGACCUCCACCCUCCUGCCUGUAGUUGACCGUCAUUUCUGCGUCGGCCACCGUCUUUGUUCCGCAUACUAUGCCGCGUCUUACCGACUAAAAGAGAGACGGAAGCCUAUCCAGUCAACCGCAUCCAUUCCUGAUUCACGCAUCGCAACGCAGCUACACCCAGACGCAAGACCCUUGGACCUACUGUUUCUCCACCUCUCUCUCUCGCGCACUAUGCUCUUCCCUCACCAGCAGCCACACCGUCUCCCGAGGCGGCAGCUCAGAAUUCUAUACAGGGUAGAUCGCACAUCCCGGGCUAGCCGGGCUUUGGCCUAAUGACAACCAUGGUGGGUGAGCCACAGCUACUGCAGGCUCUAGUUGUUUUUUAUCACACCCGCGCGUACACGCCCACGACGAGGUAAGGGGACGGGACUUCAGCGCACUCAUUCUACUGCCACGCCGCCUCAUCUCUCUGCCAGGGGCCUGGACUGUGCCGUGUGGCCGCGCCCAGAUUGCGCGUGAAUCAUCGCCUUUGGCACGCUUCCACCGGCAUCUGGCCGGCGCGACCAGCAACUCCCGCGCCGUGCGUACGGGUGCGCGCGCGCGCACGUGUCUCGUAGUUGCGCUGUUGGCAUGGCUGGGUCACCGUUUGCCGUAGUUUUGAGCCACUAUGUAGUCACAUAGUCCUGCCCGGCAGAGCGUUUAAACGGCAGUCUUUUGUUUGUCUUUGACAGUCUCGGCUAGUGCUCCCGACGGCCCCUUAUGUUUGCCGCUCUCGGACACACCAUCAUGGAUCGACGUCGAUCGGAAAUUACGCUUCUGUGGUACUGUCACCACGGCCGUCACUACGACCUCGCUGAGCCAGUGCCACCUCUGUCAGCAGGAUCCCCUGCCAGCCAAACGCUCCUGCCGCUCCCUCAGCGCCAGUUCGGCAUUUUGCAAGAAGCGCUCAAGAGACCGCGUCGGCAGUUUCACCACCACCACCACCGCUGCCAACGGCAACACAGUUCAGGCUGGCAGUAAUGGCGGCAGCAACUGUGGGCGUCCUCGCGCUACGAUCGCCAGACCGGUGGCCCUCCGACUCAUCCAGACUAGUCAGCAGCAGCAGCAGCAGCAGAAGGCCUUUUUCUCCGACCUCAACUCCCCCCAGACACCUGCCUCUCAGCCCCUGCCUGGUGCCGGCCAGUCCCCCGCUGUGCACACUCACCAGCAGCAGCACUAUCACAUGGACGCUCAAACCCUCAUCGCCUCCGGCGGCGUGAAGUUACGAAAUCGCCUCAUCAUUGCCCCGCCCAGCUCUCGGCUCAGUUGGCACCAUCCCAUCUUUUCUUCCGGCGGUCCCGGCAGCCACCCCGCCCUCUCCGCCAAUCAGGCUGCCCAGAGACGAGCCAGCUACUACCCCUCUGCCGGUUUCCAUCCUAACGGACGACCCUAUUCUAUCUUCGCCACGGGGCUAGCCGCUGAUGGUUCCUCCCCCUCCACAGAGUUUGCCGUGAAACUACGCAAACCGCCCUCUCUUGCCUGUCUACCCUCUGGCCUGGAAUUCAACCACCAGUGAGUUGCCUUACUAGCUGCCGAGAAAAUACUCAUCUCAGGCAUUUUGUCUAUUUAAACGGAAACGCCAAUCUCUGGGAACAAUAAUUUACCUGGACUUUUUGACCUGUUCUCGGCUCCAAUCUCGAAAAACUUUCAGUUCAGGUUAUGACUUAGCCAGUCAACUCGAUCUCCCGGUAAUACUAUACCUAGCAGUCACUGAUUCUGCGUCGCGCUUCCGGUCUCUAACUUCACCACGUAGCGAUGCUCAAGUCGAUUCUCGCCACUCACCCCGACUAUCAACAGGGCAACAAAAGUGUAGGUGUGGUCUUACUCCAGACUGUGGGUAGCCACUAUCAGUUUCCGAAACCUCAGUUCGAAUACAAUAUGGUCCAUGAAUUCGCCCUCUCUUCUUCUUCUUCGUCUUCUUUGGGAGAUGAUGAACGCGAUACAAUGUCUGGACCUCGAAUCUUUACGCAUAUCGAUAUAUAUAUAUAUAUAUGUACUGGAAGGUAGGCAUCCCAAGAAAUAUAAGUUGAAGUCAAGGGUGUUCUAUAUAUAUAUAUAUAUAUAUAUAUAUAUAUAUAUAUAUGGAUGUAGGCAAAAAUGCUGACUCAGGUGUUCCUCUUCUGAAGACGAGCUAGGGAACCAGUCUCGAAAAUCCACAAUAAAAUUUUGCUGUUUCCCAAAGAGCUUCACCUUCCUAAUUAUAUUUCUUGAGAUGCCUGUUUUUCAAUAUAUAUAUAUAUAUAUAUAUAUAUAUAGCAGAAAUUUUAUCUGAGGCCAGGGGUCUGGACUGUGCCGUGUGGCCGCACCCAGAUUGCGCGUGAAUCAUCGCCUUUGGCACGCUUCCACCGCUUCCAGCUGCUGGUGGUCAGGGUUAUGAUCGGCUGAAUGAAGGCAAAAUAAGCCCGAAACAGUGCUGUAUCAAUCUACCCGCAUUCUCUGUCGUCCCUCCUCGCUGCUAUUAUGACUUGGCCGACUUCGGCCUGGUAAUUGGUUGCCUGUUCGUGACCUUUGCCACACAUGCGGAGCUUGUUUGCUUUGUGAAGCCAAUAGAUCGGUGUGCGCCCAUUCCUGAUUGAUAUACAUAUAUAUAUAUGGCCAUUCCGGUCUCCCUUGUCUUUGCCGGUAUCACCUUAUCUACCUAUAUCACUAGUCGCUGUGCGACUGCCUGCGAGGGUUUAAGUAUGAGCCCCAAGGCACAACAGAACGAGUAUGUUCUGUAACCUGCCUAUAUAUAUAUAUAUAUAUAUAUAUAUAUAUAUGGGCAGAAUGCUAUUACCGACAAAGACAAGCGAGACUGGAAUGGCUGUUUCUGUCUUAUUAGCCGUCGUCAGCCAGCCAUACCCAAACCCGAAGUGUGUGUAUAUAUAUAUAGAGCAGCAAGGAGGGACGACAGAGAAUGCGGGUAGGUUGAUACAGUACUGUUUUGGGCUUAUUGUGCCUUCAUUCAGCCAAUCAUAACCCUGACUACCAGCAGCUGGGGCCAGAAAUUCAAACAUGCGCACAGACGCACCUGGCGCAGUUGGUACACCAGUGGGGUCUACCAGAUGGGUCAUAAGCACUUCAUCGAACCCAAGUUCAUCAGUGCCUCGCCGCCUGUCAUUCUCUGUCACUGCAGAUCGGGUAUUUAUUCAAUCAGGAAUGGGCGCACACCGAUCUAUUGGCUUCACGAAGCAAACAAGCUCCGUAUGGGUGGCAAAGGUCACGAACAGGCAACCAAUUACCAGGCGGAAGUCGGCCAAGUCAUAAUAGCAGCGGCGAGGGACAACAGAGAAUUCGGGUAGACUGAUACAGUACUGUUUCGGGCUUAUUUUGCCUUCAUUUAGCCUAUAUAUAUCAAACAUAUUAUACCGUACUCCCGACAUAGGUACCAAUUUAAGACCCUGUCACGUGCUUCGCUGAUAUUUUACCGCUGCGUGAAGCAGAUGUGAAGGGCUCGGGUCAUCAGUGGGUCCCCCAGCGUUCCAUAUGCGGUUUCUGGAAUAUGAUUUCCAGUUAUUUAGUUAGUACCUAUGUCGGGAGUACGAUAUAAUACUUUUGAUAUCAUGCCAUAUUACUCGUAGUACUACUUGUUUGUAUAAUGGGCAUUACGUGGUCAUUCCACUGUCAUCGAUCGUUUUUGAUCCGAAUGUUCAUUGAAAUUCCUGGUUUAUGCAACCUACCUGUCUUCGCAUGAAUCGGGUGCACUCUAUGUGAGCGGUAAGCAAAUGUGAGAGCGGCUUUUUUCUCCGCCAAUCCCUUGCUGCCCAGAAUCAAGCCGCCCAUUUAAUCCUCUUUCAGCCGUAUUUCGGCAUUCACACCCACCCAAUCACGACGCAUCAGCCCCCACGAAGGCAAUCAGGCGACCUCCGACUUCUCCUUUUCUCCGGAUGUUGUGUCUUCUCCCUACCAGAAUAUUGCCUCUAGUGCAUCCUCGGGUUUCUUCCAGGACAGCUUCUCCAAUUCAUUUUCUGCCUCUCGACUGGCCGACGACUCUCUAAUGUCUGAACAGAGUGAGGUGAGUAACCCAUCUCCCCCCUCCGUCUUCGGUCUUGUCCCUCCGCAGUCUUACUUUACUCCGUUAUAAAAUUGAUCUCUCUUCCAGCCCCCACAGGCAGUUACUCUGAUUCAGAGGAGUGCGAAGCCCUGCCUCUUCUCAAACUCCUAUGGUGAGUGUAAUAAUCUUGCCCGACGGGCUAGAGACGCCGAUUUCUACUGCCCGGAUGGGGAGUGUCCCUUGCGGGGCAGUGACGGUCACACGCAGCAACAGUCACAACACCAGCUGACUGAGUCCGAGGAGACUCGCGAUUCUCCCAAUCUCUCCGUCUUCGACUCAACCAUGAAUCCAGCCUGUAAGACCCCCAACUCCUCCGCCUCGUCCUCCUCGGCGGCCUCCUUUCUCAGGGCAUCAACGCGCUGUCAGUCGCAGCCGACAGCCAUCGGAGGCACCACGCUCUGCCGGGACUGUGCCCACGGGCGCAACUGCUCCCCCCUCAAGGACAUGACAGGCGCUCAGCUCAGGGCCUACAACGGCGCCGCUGGCGGACUGAAACGAAGGCGCUGCAGUCACAAUAUGGACACCGCGUGCGGCGGCCAAGUCUGCACCACGGGCUUUUCCAAUUGGCCCUCCUCGCUGCAGGAACCGGAGGAGACGUCUUUUGGCAGCGCCUUUGACGGCCAGGGCAGUUUACCCACCGGCAGCGAGGGCAUCUUCGUUUUCGGCUCCGCCAACACCAGACGCGGUGUUACCUCCCGACCCCUCUCGGAGUCCGGCACGGACACCCCCAUUGCUGGGCGCCUACCCCAGGAGGCUGUCUUUAACCAGCUGCCGGACAGGCCACUGCAAUAUCACCACCACCACCCAGCCGACGGCAUGAACUGGGCGGAGGGUGAGCCUAUGUCCGGAUGGUCCUCUACCAGUGGCGGUGCCAACCUCAAUACCUACAGCGUCAGUCCGCUCAGACAGCUGCCGGAACUUGCUCUGCUUCAGGUAAGCUGCACCUGGGCUUCCUCAAUUGCUUUUCUUGGUUGUGACUAAAAACAGAGUAUCGAGAAAAGUCGCCAACCAAGAAAUUUCUGGUUUGUUAGUUCGGUAGGGGUAGGGUGUGUAACACCCCCUGGGUGGUUUGUCAAAAGCCUACCUUCUUAUCUUACCUAGUUACGUGUGCUUCAUAACGGUUUGUCUGGCAGUAGGUCGCGAAAGGGGUCAUGCAGGAAGCUGAUUUUGACCGCCAAUGUCGUUAUCAGCAUUACCUUUGCCCGUUUUGGACUCAGGGUUAGGAUUUGGGCAACGAUUAGAAUUGGUGUUAGUAGGGUUAUUCUUGGGAUUAGGAUCGCCAGGCUUGGGCUAUGGUUUGGAUUUGGGGUUGGGGCUAGGGUUCGGGUUUUAGGACUUGGCUUAAGGUUACGGUUACGUCCGAGUUUUCCUUAGAUACCUACGGGUAGGAGACUUCUUGAAGGCAUGGGCAUGACUGGAGUUACGUUUUUAGCUAGUUAGGUUUCCCUAAGGGGGUUACAUGCCAUACUCUUGCCGUUAGCUGUCAUCGACUACUGAUACAGACCUGAGCUCAGGUCCUGUGGGGUCAUUUAAAGGUUUGCAUCAAAAAUGGCCAUUGUGUCGUGUGUUUCCUCUUCACACCAGCAUCCAGCACGGAUGACGAAAUCGCGGCCAUUAACGACUCGGACUCGGACCGACAAGCCACCACCGCAUCAAUUACGGCCCCAGCGGUGAUUACGAGAACUGUUAAUUGCAGUGCGCAUGCGGUCCCACGGCAGCCACGUGCUAUAAAUACUGCACUCCUGGUGCCACAAUCACCUUUAUCUGCUAAUGUCUCUGAUGAUGGAUUCGAGUAAGGAUCCGAAACGUCAGGCAAAUAAAUUUCUUGUUCCGGUGAUCGCAUCUUCAUUUUCUGAACUGCUACCUGGAACUCGCCUGUUCGCAUCUGUUUCCUCUUUGUCAGUAACGUCUCUCGACUGGGUGUUCAUCUCUAAACUACACUCUGAACGAGAGUUUGGGUCGACAGCUUUGGGGUAAAGAGCAAGCGCCAGUUUCCGUCCUACGAACAGGGCAGAUUCGCGAACGCCAUAAUUGCACUAUGUGGCCUAGCUCAGGAAGCGUGAUGACAAAGUUUGAGACCUUCAUCCGUAAUGGUGUAUUCCUUAUUCAUUUGUUAAACCCGUUCCGGAAAAUGUCCUUUUUGCAUGCAGGAUAUGUUUGUAAAUAAUUUUAUCGAUCAAGGUAUUUGCAAAAGUGAGCGAGAAUCUACGUCACUUUGUAUUCCGGUACUUUCUUGUCCUAAUACUGACCUGGCUGUCACCCCCGCGACAAUUCCAGCCUCAUUUAGCCUGAAGGUGUGACCUGAUCCCGUAGACUGGGCCACGACUUGAGGGUUAAUGCUAUUCCCCGCUGCUGAUGCGUGUUCAGCCAUCCGCAUCCAGAGUACGCUCCUAGUUGCUCCGACGUAGUUGCUUUACCCUCAUCCACACCAGGUCCGGUAAACGACCCCAGCUCUCUGUGACAGUAAGUCUUAGUGCCUGAUGAUAACUACCGGUCCUUAUUCAACUCCAAAUUCAAGUUGCAUGGCAAGGUAGCUAACGAUUUCCGAGACGUUCUCAACAUAGGGAAGCUCUGCUUAUCUGUUGUUGCUUCCGGUUAUGAUUCUCUAUGUGACUACAAAAAAUCAGGCAACCAAAACUCUUGUCCCAACCGUCCAGUCACCAUAGUACUUAUUGUCUUCACCUGUUUCUCUAGUACUUAUUUAUCCCUCAUACCAAACCCCUCCCCCCUACUCUCUUCUCUGCGCCAACAGGAUCCACAAGGCAUGGUGCUGGCUCACCCCAGUAUCCGCAGACGCAAGGAGUUGGCCGGUCUCUCGGAGGCGAGUGAAGAGGAGGAGUCGAAUGAGUCCUCUGGGAUGGGCAAGUUUGGGGCUGGCCUGCAUUGCUGUUCGGGCCAGUUCCUUGAGGAGUAUGACGCUGGCACCCUGACCCCACCGUUGCAAACGCGAUUCCGGCCCAUUUCGGCAAUGCGUUCCAGCCCGAUGGACGUCAAGGCGUUUCCCGACAGCUCCACGGAGGGCAGCCCCUGCAGCUUUGCCGCGGACCCUAAAAAUGCAGCCACGUCCCGGCCGCCCUCCACUGCGGUGGUGCUGAGUUCUGCUGCUGCCUGCUUGUGUGGGCAGUCGCCCAGUGAGGGGAUGGAGGAUGCCUUCAGCACCACGGAAGACGAGGGGAGUGAAGGCAGCGGGGCGGACGGUUUCGUGGAGAUCGCGCCUGGCCUUUCCCAUCGCCUAAAGAUGCGGACGAUGAGGUCGCUGAAUGCAAACUGUGUCACCGGCCAACUUGUCCAGGACCAGCAGCAGACCGAGGACCUUACUCCCGACCUCACCAAGUACAAGGAGUUAGACAUUGGUCUGAUCGAGCGGGACUGA
Spirometra erinaceieuropaei is the source of this 12365-nucleotide messenger RNA. Lineage: Eukaryota; Metazoa; Platyhelminthes; Cestoda; Diphyllobothriidea; Diphyllobothriidae. The record is from the annotation of a GenBank genome assembly.